AUGGGGAAUGAUCCGGAAAGACUAUAUCGUUUGGAUGGAGUUGCUCAUAUAGCUGGGGUCAUCAAUGACGAGCCCCAGCGAUACAUCUCGAGCAUGCGGCGGCAGCAGGGCAUGCGACUCAACGAGAGGUAUGUUCCAUACUUGCAGAUGGCUGGAUUAUACCAUCUUGCGAGACUGAACGAUAGAUGGUUCAGAUUGGAUGAGCCCCUUGUCAGUGCUUUUAUCGAGAGGUGGCGUCCGGAGACGCACACAUUCCACAUGCCGUUCGGGGAGUGCACAAUCACACUACAGGACGUGGCGUACCAGUUGGGGUUGCCAGUUGAUGGCCGUUAUGUCAGUGGUUGCUUGACGGAUUUCCAGCUAUACAUCCUGGGUGGCCGUCCAGCAUGGGUGUGGUUCCAAGAGUUGCUUGGGGUGUUACUUCCUGCAAACCAAAUUCAGAAGUUUGCAGUGAACUGCACCUGGUUCCAGGAGACCUUCGGAGAGUGCCACCAGGGAGCCGACGAGGAGACAGUGAGGCGCUAUGCUCGUGCCUAUAUCAUGAUGCUGUUGGGCACUCAGCUGUUUGCCAACAAGUUCGGCAACCGUAUACACAUCAGAUGGCUACCCUACGUGGCUAGGCUUGAGGAGACGGGUGGCUACAGCUGGGCCUCAGCAGCACUAGCGUGGUUGUACCGGUGCAUGUACCGAGUGGCCAACAAACAUGUGGUGAAGUUAGCUGGUCCGUUGCAGUUACUUCAAUCUUGGAUCUUUUGGCGCUUUCCUGGGUUUAGACCUGUUGGGUAUGAUACGUUCAGCUGGCCCUUGGUCUCGAGCUCUCCCGACGUACUUCAGGUUGUCCAUCCGGAGGUGUUGGAGCCUCGUCAUACGGCGUUAUGGCGGUGUGUGACUUCAUUGAUAUAUUUCGCCGUCAUAGAGUGGCAUCAGGUUGACCGGGUGCUACUGUAG
Arachis ipaensis is the source of this 948-nucleotide messenger RNA. The record is from RefSeq and is a predicted model, not a curated record. Lineage: Eukaryota; Viridiplantae; Streptophyta; Magnoliopsida; Fabales; Fabaceae.